UUUGUUGUUCUUCCUUGUGUUUCCGAGACGUUCAGGGGCUAAACGGGUUCAACAGCCGCGUCUGCAUGUCUCUGCCAGUUCCCCCCACAAACCGUCUUCUACCGCCCCCGAAUGAAGAUUAACAGGUAUGCCAAAGGAAAAAUAUGAUCCUCCAGAUCCCCGCAGAUGUUACACCAUCAUGUCGGCCGAGGAGGCGUCCAGUGGGAAGAAGUCUCACUGGGCCGAGCUCGAGAUUUCUGGGCGGGUGAGGAGUCUAAGCAGCUCUCUGUGGACUCUAACCCACCUGACGGCGCUGCACAUCAACGACAACAACCUGACCCGCAUCCCGCCGGACAUCGCCAAGCUGCCCAACCUGGUCUACCUGAACCUGUCGUCCAAUAAGCUCCGCAGUCUGCCCGCCGAACUGGGCAACAUGGUCUCUCUCAGGGAAUUGCUUUUAAACAACAAUCUUUUACGAGUUCUGCCUUAUGAACUUGGGAGGCUUUUCCAGUUACAAACUCUGGGGCUAAAAGGAAACCCUUUGUCCCAAGACAUCCUCAACCUGUACCAGGAGCUGGACGGAACCAGGAAGCUUUUGAACUACAUGCUCGACAAUCUAGCAGUUCACCCAGAGCAGCUCCCCCAAAGACCUUGGAUCACUCUGAAAGAGCGAGACCAAAUGAUGCCCACAGCGACGUUCACAGUCAUGUGCUACAACGUGCUGUGCGAUAAAUACGCCACGCGGCAGCUCUACGGCUACUGUCCAUCCUGGGCCCUGAACUGGGAAUACAGGAAGAAAGGCAUCAUGGAGGAAAUCACCAGCUGUGAUGCCGACAUCAUCAGUCUGCAGGAGGUGGAGACGGAGCAGUACUACACCAUGUUUCUGGAAACACUAAAGGAACGCGGCUACAACGGCUACUUCUGUCCAAAAUCUCGUGCCAAACUGGUUUCUGAGCAGGAGAGGAAACACGUGGACGGCUGUGCGGUGUUCUUCAAGACCGAGAAGUUUACUUUGGUCCAGAACCACACUGUGGAGUUCAACCAGGUGGCCAUGGCCAACUCCGAGGGCUCCGAGGUCAUGCUGAACAGAGUGAUGACCAAAGACAACAUCGGUGUCGCCGUUCUGCUGGAGGUCAACAAGGACAUGUUCUCCGGUGGCAUGAAGCCUCCACAGGAGCAGCAGCUUAUCCUGGUGGCCAACGCCCACAUGCACUGGGACCCCGAGUACUCGGACGUCAAGUUGAUCCAAACCAUGAUGUUCCUGUCGGAGCUGAAGAGCAUCGCUGAGAGGGCCUCAGGCUCCAUGGCGACGGACUCGCCCACCUCCGACCCGUCCUCCAUCCCCAUUGUCCUGUGUGCUGACCUCAACUCGCUGCCAGACUCCGGUGUGGUGGAAUACCUGAGCAACGGAGGUGUGGCCGAGAACCACAAGGACUUCAAGGAGCUCCGCUACAACGAAUGUCUGACCAACUUCAGCUGCAACGGCAAAAACGGCAACUCGGAUGGCAGCAUCACACACAGCUUCCAGCUGAAGAGCGCCUAUGACAGCAAUCUGAUGCCUUACACCAACUACACGUACGACUUCAAGGGUGUGAUCGACUACAUCUUCUUCUCCAAGACCCACAUGAGCGUCCUGGGCCUGCUGGGACCUCUGGACAGCCAGUGGCUGGUGGACAACAACAUCACCGGCUGCCCCCAUCCCCACAUCCCCUCGGACCACUUCUCCCUGCUGGCCCAGCUGGAGCUGCAUCCUCCCCUUCCCCACCCGCUCAACCCCCUCAACGGGCUGCACCUGCCGGUCCACAGUUUCUCCGACAGCAGCACUGCCCAUGAGACCAAGACGCUCAGAGAUUAACCCGGCGUUAACCCAGCCAUCCUCCAGCCAUCCAUCUAUCCAUCAACCAUCCUCCAUCCAUCCGUUCGUCCUCUCGCAGACGAGACUGUGAGGAAUUCAAACUGAGGAAUCAUUGCUCGACUCUUGUCUUUUUGUUUAAGUCAAACAUCCUCCUCUGGUUUUUCCUUUGACUAGUUUCUAAAUGCACACAUGCGAUUUCUGAAUGUAAAAAAAAAAAAAAAAAUCCAGAUUUCUUUCUUCCACUGUUGUUUUUACGUGGUGGCUACGUUAGAUCUGAUACGAAGCAUUUUAGCAUUUUCUGGCCAAAGGAUUUGUCGUCUUUAAUGUGCUCCGACACGCUAAAAUCACUGCAUCAAGAAUCUAAAGGAUGCUGCAAAAAUGUUGUCUUCCCAGUGUAUUAACCUGUACAUAUUAAAGGUAAAACUGCAAAAAAACCCAAAAAACACAGGAGGUCCUCGACUUACAUCAGAGUUCCGUUCCUACGGCCCGACAUAAGUCGAUUUUCGCCGUAAGUCAGAACUCCCGCGAAAAUGUGAACAAAGCCGUUACGUGCAUCACGAUAUCAAUCAGUUAUUCAGAAAAGUCAUGAAUACCAAUGACUUUGAUGCACGUAUGAAUCAUUUUACUAGAAGAUAACAGAAUAUGUUGCUCUGUUUUUACAACUUCAUCUACUUGAUAGCGCUUGGGAGCCAUGAUGAAGGGCAAAAAGUCCGUGAAUGUAGCACAAUCCAAGGUUGUGUACAACUGGAGAAUGUAAACAAAGUCGUGUUAUAGCACCACGUGACGACGUAUUCGUCCGCUCCACUCGCCAACUAGUUCCAUGUAACCAGUUUCAAUGUAACGACGAAACACCGAAGGUCGAGGACGUCGUAAAACGAGGAUCCACCGUAGCUAGUUCCAAUGAAAUGACAUAGUUCGAGGACUUUGGAAACCAAGGACCUGCCCGUAACCAGUAAUGACGAAACGCCAUAGGUUGAGGACAUCGUGAACCGGGAACCCACCCAUAACCAGUAAUGACGAAACGCCGUAGGUUGAGGACAUCGUGAACCGGGAACCCACUCAUAACCAGUAAUGACAAAACGCUGUAGGUUGAGGACUUGGUAAACCGAGAACCCGCCCAUAACCAGUAACGAUGGAACGCUGUAGGUUGAGGACUUGGUAAACCGAGAACCAGCCCAUAACCAGUAAUGACGAAACGCCGUAGGUUGAGGACUUGGUAAACCAAGAACCAGCCCAUAACCAGUUCCGAUGUAACAACGAAGCGCCGUAGAUUGAAGACCCCCUGUAAACACCAAAUAAUUCUGGUGAAAAUGAGAAUUAUGCACAAUCUAAACCUGACUUAAAUGCGUUUUUCAGUCAAUCUUGUUUGCAGUUUAAUGCACUGGUUCAUUUGCUGGACUUACAAUGGGGAAAGUUUUCAGUUUCAAGUCUUUCCUGCUAUUAAAAAACAAGAAAAAAUUGUAUUUCUGGAAAUCUGUAAAUUCAAAAAGAACAGAUUCCUUGGUAUUUUACAGUUUCUGCAGAUUUGUGUCUCUGAUGUGUUUUAACUGACAGUAAAACUGGGAUCUUUAGCCACCAGCAGUCACCAAUUUAAACAAAAAAAGGUGCUACAUUAAUUUCACAGGAGGAUUUUAAAGAGCCGCACUCGAUUUGAAAGGUUUCUGACGUGCAGCUUUUCACCACAUUUUGGUUUUCGGAGCGAAAGCCUGCAGCUGUGUGGUGAAGAGCUGCAGAUUUUACAUCAUGGAAGCCAAAGUUUGCAUCUUGUUUGAUGAUUAAAAGCGAAAAAAAGGUGUAAAAUUGAAGAUAUUGAUGCAGAGUGAGAGUUUGUCUAAUGUAGGCGGCGAUGCUGUUUGUUGUGUUCGUCUGACUGAAGAGAAACUGAAAUACAGACGCAUGCUUUGUAGAAGUCCAGGAAUCUCCCCGCCCACUAGAAAACCAGUUGGUUUCUUUUUUAUGAAAAUUAUUGCAACUUCACCAAAAAAUGUAUGACUUACUGCACAUAGAAUAGUCAUCAAAAGUCAUCAGUAUCUGCACCAAAAUGUCACAGGUUCUUCCACCAAGUUUUAUGAAAUUCGACACGAAAUUCACACCAAACAGACAAAUAAGCAAAAAAAAAUUACAAGACCGAUAAGCAAAAUGUGUAAAGAACUGCUUUACUUUGGGGAAAUUUAAGGCUUUUGUUUAAAGAUUGCGUCCCAGCAAGCAGGAAACGAUUCCACAGCGUUCUUCUUUUAAGGAUAUUUGUCAUUUUUUAAUAAUGUUCCUUGAAGAUGUAUGAUAACAAAUGAAAAACGUUCUCAAAGCAUCAUUUGAAAAUGUUUUCAAGAUGUUACCAAGGCCUCAGAUGACAGAAUAUUUUUCAAAAACGGUCGAACGUUUCACCAGUGGCGAAAUGAGGCACAGUCAGACCAUUCUACAGCGACAAUGCAGCACUGUGGGGAAAGAUCCUACUAUGCAAGGAAAGGUCAUAUUUUUGACUAUUCUGGGGCACCAUCCUGGGCCUAGAUUUGGCCAAGAUGAUUGUGAUUGGUUUAAAGAAAUAAAAACAAGCCAAAUCAUUCUUCUCCUUUCUAAAUAAGGUGCAGUCGGACCAUUCUCCAGAGAUAGUAUGGACUACGCCAGGAAAAUUCAGGUUUUUGACCGUUCUGGGGCACCAUCACUGCAUCCUGGGCCUAUUUCUGGCCAAGAUAAUUGUGAUUGGUUGAAAUAGAAACAAUUAAUCCAGAGUUUUUUUAUUCCCCUCUUGAAAAUGAGGUGCAGUCAGACCAUUCUCCAGAGAUAGUGGACUGUUUAACCACAAUGGAGUGCAGAAAAUUCGACCAACUUUUUUACAAACCGUCAAAAUUUUGAAUUUGAUUGGAAGUUUUGAGCUAAAACAAUGAUUUUGGUUGAUAUUUUUUAAAGCCCAGAGGCCUCGUGAUGCUACUAAUUUGUACAAACGAUGUUGAGGACUUCUACAAAGACUGAAAUCUGUAUUUCAGACGUGAGCAGUUCCACCUCAGUUGAAACCAAACAUGCUCAGCAGCACUUGUCUCAUCUGUCCUCCCAAAAACCCCUGUAGGCAAUAAAAUGUCGAUUUUUUCUGAA
Messenger RNA from Amphiprion ocellaris (clown anemonefish), 4924 nucleotides. It is a transcript of the gene cnot6l, whose product is annotated as CCR4-NOT transcription complex, subunit 6-like. Gene Ontology annotation, molecular function: protein binding; poly(A)-specific ribonuclease activity. The record is from RefSeq and is a predicted model, not a curated record. Gene Ontology annotation, biological process: nuclear-transcribed mRNA poly(A) tail shortening. The transcript has 13 exons. The coding region runs from base 128 to 1834 and encodes 568 amino acids. Gene Ontology annotation, cellular component: CCR4-NOT complex; nucleus; cytoplasm. NCBI's taxonomy places the organism in Eukaryota, Metazoa, Chordata, Actinopteri, Pomacentridae.